CGCGUGCGCGCUGCGCCGGCUCUUCCCGUUUCGUCCCAAUCAUUGUAAACAGGCGGAGGCUGGGCGGGGUGGGAAUGGGGCUCCCGCGGCCGGCUCCGGGGACAGCGCAGGAGGCGGCGGUCGUGGCGGCGUCGUGACUGCGAGGAGGCGGCGGCUGCAGCGGAGCGGACGGUCGCUCGGCGGCAGGCACUGGUGUAAUGGACAGGUAACAGAAGACCACUUCCCUUCCUUGUCAGGGCAGCAGCAUGACUGAGUGCUUCCUGCCCCCCACCAGCAGCCCUAGUGAACACCGAAGGGCAGAGCAUGGCAGCGGGCUGACCCGGACCCCCAGCUCUGAGGAGAUUAGUCCUACAAAAUUUCCUGGCUUAUACAGGACGGGUGAGCCCUCUCCUCCCCAUGACAUCCUCCACGAGCCUCCUGACUUAGUAUCAGAUGAUGAGAAAGACCAUGGGAAGAAAAAAGGAAAAUUUAAGAAAAAGGAAAAAAGGACUGAAGGCUAUGCUGCCUUCCAGGAAGACAGCUCAGGAGAUGAAGCAGAAAGUCCUUCUAAGAUGAAGAGGUCCAAGGGAAUCCAUGUGUUCAAGAAGCCCAGUUUUUCUAAAAAGAAGGAAAAGGAUUUUAAAAUCAAAGAAAAGCCCAAAGAAGAAAAGCAUAAAGAAGAAAAGCACAAAGAAGAAAAGCAUAAAGAAAAGAAAUCUAAAGACUUGACAGCAGCUGAUGUUGUUAAACAGUGGAAGGAAAAGAAGAAAAAGAAAAAGCCAGUUCAGGAGCCAGAGGUGCCUCAGGCCGACGUUCCGAGCCUCAAGCCCAUUUUUGGCGUCCCGUUGGCUGAUGCGGUAGAGAGGACCAUGAUGUGUGAUGGUGUCCGGUUACCAGCUGUCUUCCGAGAGUGUAUAGAUUACAUGGAGAAGCAUGGCAUGAAGUGCGAAGGCAUCUACAGAGUUUCAGGAAUCAAAUCAAAGGUGGACGAGCUAAAAGCAGCCUAUGACCGAGAAGAGUCUCCAAACUUGGAAGAGUAUGAGCCUAACACCGUAGCCAGCUUGCUGAAGCAGUAUUUGCGAGAUCUUCCAGAGAAUCUGCUCACCAAAGAGCUUAUGCCCCGGUUUGAGGAGGCUUGUGGGAGGACCACGGAGCUGGAGAAGGUGCAGGAAUUCCAGCGCUUGCUCAAGGAACUGCCAGAAUGUAACCACCUUCUGAUUUCCUGGCUCAUUGUGCACAUGGACCACGUCAUUGCGAAGGAACUAGAAACAAAAAUGAACAUUCAGAACAUUUCUAUAGUGCUGAGCCCGACUGUCCAGAUCAGCAACCGUGUCCUGUACGUGCUUUUCACACAUGUGCAAGAGCUUUUUGGUACUGUGGUCCUGAAGCAAGUGACAAGACCUCUGCGAUGGUCCAACAUGGCCACAAUGCCCACACUGCCAGAGACCCAGGCAGGCAUCAAGGAAGAGAUCAGGAGACAGGAAUUUCUUUUGAACUGUUUACAUCGAGAUCUGCAGGGCGGGAUAAAGGACUUAUCUAAGGAAGAAAGAUUAUGGGAAGUACAGAGGAUUCUGACCGCCCUCAAGAGAAAACUGAGGGAAGCUAAAAGACAAGAGUGUGAAACCAAGAUUGCACAGGAGAUAGCCAGCCUUUCGAAAGAGGAUGUUUCCAAAGAAGAAAUGAAUGAAAAUGAGGAGGUUAUAAACAUUCUUCUUGCCCAGGAGAAUGAGAUCCUGACGGAGCAGGAGGAGCUCCUGGCCAUGGAGCAGUUUCUGCGUCGUCAGAUCGCCUCGGAGAAAGAGGAGAUCGACCGCCUCAGAGCUGAGAUUGCGGAGAUCCAGAGUCGCCAGCAGCACGGCCGGAGUGAAACCGAGGAGUACUCCUCUGAGAGUGAGAGUGAGAGCGAGGACGAGGAGGAGCUGCAGCUCAUUCUGGAAGACUUACAGAGACAGAAUGAAGAGCUGGAGAUAAAGAACAAUCACUUGAACCAAGCAGUUCACGAGGAGCGUGAGGCCAUCAUCGAGCUGCGAGUGCAGCUCCGUCUGCUCCAGAUGCAGCGAGCCAAGUCUGAGCAGCUGCUGCAGGAGGAGGAGGAGCCGGAGAGACGAGGGGGCACAGGCCCACCACCCUGCGACGGUGCCCUUGAGGUCAGAGCAGCUAAGGAGCAGGCCAAGCCCUCACCCAGCAAAGACCGGAAGGAGACAGCCAUCUGACCGCCAGCCGGGCCCUGUGCAUCUUACUGUCAGACGACUGCUCCGUGGUGUCUGGAGGCCUGACUCUGGGCCGCACUGUCGAUGAAUGGCCCCAUGGGAGGUCCCCUGUGGCUCUGAAGACAAACCCCACACACUAAAGUGAGAAACAACCCACACAGGGCUCCAAACCCCUCCUAGUUAGUGUUUCUUUCAGCACCUGUUUUAUGUGAUUUCUUUUUAGCCUCUACCUAUUGCACUGUUGUGACUUGUUGGCCAUUAUUUGAUUUUUGUACGAGGAAAAAAAAAAGCUUUGUUAUAGAAAUCAGCAUACUAUUUUUUUAAAUCUGGAGAGAAGAUAUUAUGGUGACUGGAAAUAUGGUCAGGUGUCAAAUAUAAAUGUAUAAACGCCUUGCUAUGUCCUGUCAGAUGUACCACAUUUAUUUUAUAUUUGCUGGCAAUAUUGAAGACUUUUUUGUUUGUGUAAAUUCUAAUUUCUAUCAAGGUAUCAUGGGUUUUUAAAAUUAGAAUUUCAUUAUUAGUGUCUCAAUGUUGGUUAACUAAUUUUUGCCAGGACCAUUAUUGAUCAAGGAAAUAAAUUCAACAGCCAUUUGAGAAAAA
Molecule: messenger RNA, 2789 nt
Organism: Psammomys obesus (fat sand rat)
Lineage: Eukaryota; Metazoa; Chordata; Mammalia; Rodentia; Muridae
Gene: Ralbp1
Product: ralA binding protein 1
Exons: 11
Coding region: 246-2192 (648 amino acids)
Biological process (GO): small GTPase-mediated signal transduction; positive regulation of GTPase activity; endocytosis
Cellular component (GO): membrane
Molecular function (GO): small GTPase binding; GTPase activator activity
Source: RefSeq, a predicted model, not a curated record